AUGGCUCCAGCAGCUGCCGGAGAAAGGUCUUUAAAAGAGACACCCACAUGGGCUGUUGCCAUUGCCUGUGCAGUUUUCAUACUUAUUUCUAUAUUUAUAGAACAAGCAAUUCAUGCUCUUGGGAAGUGGUUCCAGAAACGCAAUAAGAAAGCUAUGCUUGAAGCUUUGGAGAAAAUAAAAGCUGAGCUCAUGCUUUUGGGAUUCAUAUCUCUACUACUUACGGUGGGCACAAGAUAUCUUCCAAAAAUAUGCAUCCCAGAAAAGUACGGAAAUACUAUGCUUCCAUGUGAGCUAGAAGAUGGUGAUGAUAAUGAUAGGCGACGAAAGUUACUGGAAUUUGCUGAAACCAUGAUAUGGCGUCGAGUUUUAGCCGCCCCUAGUGGAGGAGAUUCCUCUGCUUGUUCAGAGGGUAAAGUGCCGCUGAUAUCUCCAUCUGGGAUGCACCAAUUGCACAUCUUCAUCUUUGUGCUUGCUGUUUUUCAUGUUAUGUAUAGUGUCCUUACUAUGGCACUCGCGCAUGCCAAAAUGAAGAAAUGGAAAGCUUGGGAAUCAGAGACCUCGUCCUUGGAAUAUCAAUUCACAAAUGACCCUUCAAGAUUCAGGUUUACUCGACAAACUUCAUUUGUGAAGCGUCAUUCAGGAUUUUCUACAAUGCCUGGAAUAAGAUGGAUUGUGGCAUUUUUCAGGCAAUUCUUUGGUUCCGUCACGAAGGUGGACUAUUUGACCAUGCGCCACGGAUUUAUAAAUGCACAUUUUGCUCCAAAUAGCAAAUUUGACUUCCAUAAGUAUAUUAAGAGAUCCAUGGAAGAUGACUUCAAGGUCGUCGUGGGUAUUAGUAUACCACUAUGGAUUUUUGCCGUGGUGUUUUUGGUUCUAAAUGUUCACAAAUGGCACGCGUUCACUUGGUUGUCAUUGGCGCCACUCGUUAUUCUUCUUCUGGUGGGUACAAAGCUUGAGCUUAUCAUCAUGGAGAUGGCUCAAGAAAUGCAUGAUCGAACUACAGUUGUUAAAGGCGCUCCCGUUGUAGAGCCAAGCAACAAGUUCUUUUGGUUUAAUCGCCCUGAGUGGAUUCUCCUCUUAAUUCAUUUCACAUUAUUCCAGAACGCUUUCCAAAUGGCGUAUUUCUUAUGGACAUCUUCUGAAUUUGGGUUCACAUCAUGCUUCCACGAAAACUUGCCUCUGAUACUGACAAGGGUUUUCCUUGGGGUAGCCCUACAGAUCCUAUGCAGUUACAUUACCUUCCCUCUUUAUGCUUUGAUUACACAAAUGGGAUCUCACAUGAAGAAAGCAAUUUUCGAGGAGCAAACGGCAAAGGCUCUUAAGAAUUGGCAGAAGGCUGCAAAGCAGAGAAAGAAGUUGAGGAAAGCAGGUGAUGCUUCUUCCUCAGGGUUUGUAAGUGGGGAAAAUACACCAAGCCAGGGUUCAUCCCCACUGCAUUUGCUUCACAACCAAAAGCACAGGUCCAAUCAAUCCGAACUCGAAAGCGUACUUAAUUCCCCUAGAUCGGUAUCUUAUCAAUCUGACACUGAUCUCUCCGAGAGGGAGGGCUCCGCACAUGAUGGGAAUGGUAUAAGAUCAGAAGAUCAACCUGCAGCACUAAGGAGAGAAGGAUCGCAUAGCGUUGAUUUUUCAUUUGUUAAGCCUUGA
Prunus dulcis (almond) is the source of this 1647-nucleotide messenger RNA. Its product is annotated as MLO protein homolog 1-like. The record is from RefSeq and is a predicted model, not a curated record. The coding region runs from base 1 to 1647 and encodes 548 amino acids. Gene Ontology annotation, biological process: defense response. The transcript has 15 exons. Gene Ontology annotation, cellular component: membrane. NCBI's taxonomy places the organism in Eukaryota, Viridiplantae, Streptophyta, Magnoliopsida, Rosales, Rosaceae.